UUCAAGUUUCUGGUUUUGCUCUUAUGGGUGUGUGGAUGCACGGCACGAAAGGCACAGCAAAGCCUGCAGAGAAACCAGAGAGAAGAUGCUGUGCUUACCUCAUGUGAUUUUAAUGACGAUAGUGAGCCAUUCUGCAGCUUCAUUCAGGACACCUCAGAUAACAGUGACUGGACCCGACAUAAAGGUCCAACACCAACAGAACACACUGGCCCCAGCGGAGACUACCCUGAUGGAAACGGUUAUUAUAUCUACCAUGAGGGUGACAAUGUGGCUAAUGGACAAAAAGCUCGUCUGCUGAGCCCCGUCAUCUCCUCACCAGCGUCUAAGAUCUGUAUUCAUUUCCGGUACUACAUGUAUGGAUCCGACACACUCAACGAGUUGAAGGUUCUGUCAAAAACAUCCGGCGGUGAGAGCGAGGUCUGGAAAAAGACAGGCUUUCAGAGUUCAGCCUGGUUGGGAGAUUCUAUCACAGUGUCCAAAGCAAGCAGUGAGAGUGUUACUAUUGUGUUUGAGGCUCGAAGAGGGGUCUCUUCAUCCUGUGACUCAGCUCUGGACAACAUAGUCAUUACUGAGGGAGAAUGUCCUGCUUGUGACUCUGAAUGUGACUUUGACACUGCGGGCGAUCUUUGUGGGUGGACAGUUCACAACGAUAACCCAGAGGUGUUCGGUUUUACCCAAUAUACGGGGCCAACAGAGACAGAGGGCACCGGACCUGAGGACGACUUCUCAAAACCUGGAUUUGGAGAAUACAUGUUGCUGGAUUCUUUUGAGGCUAUCGCUGGAGAGAGUUCUCAACUCAGGAGUCCUGUGAUACCAUCCACCUCUGGAUGUUUGGAACUCAGCUUUCAUUACUACCUGUAUGGCACCAGCACCACCAUGGAAAUCAGUGUCCAUGCCAUCACAGGUGGAAGCCUUGGAAACCCAUUAUUUACAGUCAAAGGUAAUCAGGGUCAGGGCUGGAAACCUGCAGAGGUUCGCCUGGAAGGAACUGGGAACAUUCAGUUUGCAAUUGUUGGCAAAUAUGGCGAAACACCGCUGACUGAUGUUGCUGUUGAUGCUGUGUGUAUCAAGUCCUGCACCGGAAAGAAGGCUCUCUCAUUGCCUUCUUUCCUGUGCAAUCAGAAACCUAACACCACCAUUCCUGGAUGUGAUCAAGAAGAGGAGGAUCUUUAUGAGAGCUCUGGAUACUGUGGCAUCCUGCUGGAUAAAAACGGGCCCUUCGCUGCGUGCCACCCCAAAGUCAACCCAAACAAUUACUUCAGGGACUGUGUGUUUGACUUGUGUGAACUGGAUGGAGCCAGACCCAUUCUCUGUGAAGCUAUUGAGGCCUAUGUCACUGAGUGCCAGGACCGUGGAGUCACCAUUGGACCCUGGAGGAAUGAAAGUUUCUGUCGAGACGUGCUCUGGAAGACCUUCCUCCUGUGGCGGACCGUGCUCUGA
Molecule: messenger RNA, 1440 nt
Organism: Poecilia reticulata (guppy)
Lineage: Eukaryota; Metazoa; Chordata; Actinopteri; Cyprinodontiformes; Poeciliidae
Source: RefSeq, a predicted model, not a curated record